Molecule: messenger RNA, 480 nt
Organism: Serpula lacrymans var. lacrymans S7.9
Lineage: Eukaryota; Fungi; Basidiomycota; Agaricomycetes; Boletales; Serpulaceae
Exons: 2
Coding region: 1-480 (159 amino acids)
Source: RefSeq, a predicted model, not a curated record
AUGUCCUCUCACACAACACUCCAAGCUCCAUCAGCCGAACGAGCACCUAACACAAAUAUUGUGUUACUCAAAGCGGCUGUAAGAGACAUUGAAGAGAUGAAGAUUACUCACCUUGCAUUCAAGGAUCUAACAGACAAACGUGUCAAGAUUCUGAAUGCCAAAAACCUCCUCUUGAAGCAGGACAAUCUGCAGAUGAAAGCUGACAUUGAAAGCCUGAAAAAACAGGUUGACUUCUUGAACAAAAACAUGGGUGUAGAAUGUGUGGAGUACGACAAUAAUGGAGAGGACCAGGCAGCCGAACAAGUCAAUAACAAUGAUGCAAGCACAACACAGUCACUUACCAACACCAAUAUUUCCCUUUCCAACAUUGAUCCGUCAAGUGUUGAUUUGGAGACCCUGUCACCGGAACAAAAAGAGAAUAUAAGCCUUGAAGUGGCCGACUCAAAAAUUGUCAAGCUAUCAACAGGAUGCUAUAAAUGA